CGAGGGUGAAAGUUGAACGAACAGACAUGUUUCACAAGCCCGUACGGUAAACAUCACUGAAGUUCACGGCUUUAGUAGUCAGCACAGCUUUGUAAUUGUAUAAUUUAAGACUGUUUUUCAUUGAAACAUUUUAUUUGUUCUGUAUGUUUUUGAUAUUCGAAUAGAAGACGCCCUUGUUGUGCUACAGCAGCUAUUUUUGGCUGUGUUGGAUAAGACCUGCAGAAUCACUAUGACAGCUGCGUGAUAGCACCUCUUAAGGAGGUCACAUUAAAAAAAAAAACUGCCAUUUGUUUUGGUAUAGUAUGUUUUUGAUCCAAGCGACGAGAUAAACCACAUUUUAAUAUGGCAGCGCUACUUUUGCAGCGCGGAAGCAAAUGCUACGACAAACGGGUUUGGUCGUUAUCCUGUCGUUUCAGUAGUUUUCAAACCUGCAGAAAAGUCCUGGGGAGCAAUGUGACUUCAUACUUACCUUUAAUGACUCCAAACAAACGAGGUCUAAAAUCAGGACACAUUCAGAACAUUUUGACAAAGCCUUUAAUCCCGAGGCUUAUUGGACUUGAAUUCCAUUGUCGCCACAAAUUGGUCACAAAUCCUGUGAAACUGUGGAAACUGUUAGGCACUAGUCAUUAUUUUAGCACAACCAACAGAAGACAGGAAAAGAAGGAGGGUGGAAAAGGGAAGACGCCAGAGGAGGAUGAAGAAGAGAAAAAGAGACGAGAACAGGAGGACCAGAUGUAUAGGGAGCGGCUGCGUACACUCUUUAUUAUCGCUGUCAUCAUGAGCUUGCUCAACUCCAUCAACACCAGUGGGGGGAACAUAUCCUGGAAUGAUUUUGUAAAUGAAAUGUUGGCCAAAGGGGAGGUGUCACGAGUACAGGUGGUACCAGAGAGUGACAUUGUGGAGAUCUACCUUCACCCUGGCGCAGUCAUCUUUGGCAGACCUAGACUUGCCCUGAUGUACCGAAUGCAGGUGGCCAACAUUGACAAGUUUGAGGAGAAGCUUAGGGCAGCAGAGGAAGAGCUGAAUAUAGAUACCAAAGACAGAAUACCAGUGACCUACAAGCGCACUGGCUUCUUUGGGAAUGCUCUUUAUGCACUCGGUAUGGCUGCCAUUGGGGUUGCAAUUCUCUGGUACAUCUUCCGACUGGCAGGAAUGGGUGGGAGAGAUGGCGGCUUUAGUGCUUUUAAUCAAUUGAAAAUGGCUAAAUUCACUAUUGUCGAUGGGAAAUCUGGGAAAGGUGUAAGCUUCAAAGAUGUUGCUGGAAUGCACGAGGCCAAGAUGGAAGUCAAAGAGUUUGUGGACUAUCUGAAGAAUCCAGAUAGAUACCUUCAACUUGGGGCCAAAGUACCUAAGGGCUCUCUGCUCCUGGGCCCCCCUGGCUGCGGUAAAACUCUGCUUGCUAAGGCAGUGGCAACAGAGGCUCAGGUGCCAUUCCUUGCCAUGGCAGGUUCAGAGUUUGUGGAGGUUAUUGGAGGCCUUGGUGCCGCAAGAGUGCGAAGUCUUUUCAAAGAGGCUCGUGCUCGAGCGCCAUGCAUCGUCUACAUUGAUGAAAUUGAUGCUGUGGGGAAGAAACGGUCCACAAACAUGUCUGGUUUCUCAAACACAGAGGAAGAGCAGACCCUUAACCAGCUGCUUGUGGAGAUGGAUGGAAUGGGUACCACAGAUCAUGUGAUUGUUCUGGCCUCUACUAACCGGGCAGACAUUCUGGACAAUGCUCUCAUGAGACCAGGCAGGCUUGAUAGGCACAUUUUUAUAGACCUGCCAACUCUUCAGGAGAGAAAGGAAAUCUUCGAGCAACACCUGAAGAUCCUGAAGCUUACUCAGCCGGCAGACUUCUACUCCCUGCGUCUGGCUGAGUUGACACCAGGCUUCAGUGGGGCUGACAUCGCUAACAUCUGCAAUGAAGCCGCCCUUCAUGCUGCCAGAGAGGGCUUCAAGUCUAUUGACACCUUUAACUUUGAAUAUGCUGUGGAGAGAGUCAUCGCAGGGAGUGUGAAGAAAAGUAAAAUCUUAUCUAAAGAGGAGCAGAGGGUGGUGGCUUUUCAUGAGUCUGGUCAUGCUUUAGUGGGAUGGCUGCUAGAACACACCGAGGCUGUCAUGAAGGUUUCAAUUGCUCCCAGGACUAAUGCUGCUUUGGGCUUUGCUCAGAUCCUGCCAAAGGAUCAGUAUUUAUUUACUAAAGAGCAGCUAUUUGAGAGGAUGUGCAUGGCUAUGGGUGGACGAGCCUCUGAAGCCAUCACCUUCAAUAAGGUCACUACAGGUGCUCAGGAUGACCUCAGGAAGGUGACCCGCGUGGCCUACUCCAUGGUGAAGCAGUAUGGCAUGGUUGCCAGUGUGGGCCAGGUAUCCUUCCCUGACUCUAACGAUCAAGGUGGUAUUGGACGGAGACCAUUUAGUCAAGGCCUCCAACAGCAGAUGGACCAUGAAGCUAAGAUGCUAAUAGCACAGGCCUACAGACACACAGAGAAAUUGCUUUUGGACAACAGAGAUAAACUUAUUUUGCUGGCUAAUACCCUGCUGGAGAGAGAGGUGGUCAACUACGAUGACAUUGAGGCUUUGCUGGGACCUCCUCCGUUUGGUCCCAAAAAGAUGAUUGCCCCUCAAAGCUGGGUGGAGGCUGAACGAGACAAGCAGGACACUGGUGAAGAUGAGCCACGCAGACCCCAGAGACCCCUCCGCAAAGACAAAGAUGAUGACAUCAACCUGAGCCCAGCGUGAGCUCCACAACACACAGUCACAUUCACAGACUUUAAUGGGCACACAUGGAAAAAUAAGUGUGGAGCGCCUACCUUUGAGGAUCAGUCUGAUUUUCAAAAUUGUGCUUUUAAGGGAAAAAAUUCUGCUGUACUCGCCCUUGAUGUUCCAGUUAGACCUACUCUGACUGUCCGACUGAAAAAUAUUGAAAUCAUAUGUGCUUAGGUUACCUUCUAGGCUAAUCAUUGACCAGUAAUUAUAUUUUAAAUGUCUUUAGGACAUUUGAUAUAUAAAAAAAAACAACAACUUGCAAGCAUCAGUCAAGCAUUACAGUGUAAUAUUCAAAUUGUUUUUCUCAGUAAGGAAGCUCUUUUUUUUAAGAGUAGUAUAUACCUCCUUUGAGAAUCGCAGGAAAUGUACUGUUUUAAAAAUAAAAGUAUUUUUUGAGCUUCUUUUCAGACCAUAAAGACUAGCUCUUAGUUGCCUGAGAAACUGGUUUGUUAGAGCAGGUGAGGAUUGCCAGCAGUCAGUAUCUUGUGAUAUCAGUGAAUAUUCUGCAAUAAAUUAUCAAAAUUG
Molecule: messenger RNA, 3270 nt
Organism: Labeo rohita (rohu)
Lineage: Eukaryota; Metazoa; Chordata; Actinopteri; Cypriniformes; Cyprinidae
Gene: spg7
Product: SPG7 matrix AAA peptidase subunit, paraplegin
Exons: 17
Coding region: 343-2718 (791 amino acids)
Biological process (GO): mitochondrial protein processing; protein-containing complex assembly
Cellular component (GO): m-AAA complex; membrane
Molecular function (GO): ATP binding; ATP-dependent peptidase activity; ATP hydrolysis activity
Source: RefSeq, a predicted model, not a curated record